Molecule: messenger RNA, 162 nt
Organism: Symbiodinium necroappetens
Lineage: Eukaryota; Dinophyceae; Suessiales; Symbiodiniaceae
Source: the annotation of a GenBank genome assembly
AUGGCUCCGAUCGCGCUGGGGAGGCCAGGCCCAUUUCGGGUGCCACAUCGCCCAGCCUCGUGGUGUCCUUGCCAUCCUCCUCAGCCUCGACGCGCACGCCGUCGCCCGGAAGCUUGGGUGCAGCGAGCAGCCGGCGAUGGAGCGGCGCUGAGAUGCAGGUAG